Dibothriocephalus latus is the source of this 285-nucleotide messenger RNA. The record is from the annotation of a GenBank genome assembly. Lineage: Eukaryota; Metazoa; Platyhelminthes; Cestoda; Diphyllobothriidea; Diphyllobothriidae.
CUGGUCUUCUCCAUUGCCUGCACAGCCAUCUUCUGUCUGGGUGCGUUAACCAUGAAACCUCUCAGGGUUCUGCCCAUCCUCACCGAAGAGCCGUUCUCCUCCUCAAUGACACGGUAUCCCCGGACGGGUAGAGCAAGCCUGACAGAGAAUUUGGAGCUUUCUCGAGGGUACACGCAGCUGGAGACGGUUAAGGAGGAGGAGGAUGAUGAUGGUGAUGGUGAAUCUAAGGCUGACUCCGAAAGGAGGAGGGAUCUUCCUGCGAGUUGGAGUGACGAGCGCUUUUAA